Molecule: messenger RNA, 3501 nt
Organism: Dufourea novaeangliae
Lineage: Eukaryota; Metazoa; Arthropoda; Insecta; Hymenoptera; Halictidae
Gene: Oseg1
Product: intraflagellar transport protein 122 homolog
Exons: 16
Coding region: 1-3501 (1166 amino acids)
Biological process (GO): non-motile cilium assembly; intraciliary retrograde transport; protein localization to cilium
Cellular component (GO): non-motile cilium; intraciliary transport particle A
Molecular function (GO): protein binding
Source: RefSeq, a predicted model, not a curated record
AUGAAGGCUGUUCCAACGUGGGUCGACAAAGUUCAAGAGAAAUCAGAAUGUAUAUACGACUUAUGUUUUAACCCUGAUGGGACACAAUUAGUUGUUGCUGCUGGACAGCAAGUUCUUGUGUAUGAGACCAAUGAAGGUGCUUUGAUUCAGCCGUUAAAAGGUCAUAAAGAUAUAGUUUAUUGUGUAUGUUAUGCAAGAGACGGUAAAAAGUUUGCAUCCGGAGGUGCAGACAAAAGUGUUAUCAUUUGGACGUCCAGAUUGGAAGGCAUACUGAAAUAUUCACACAAUGAAUCUGUUCAAGCUAUGCAGUUCAAUCCAAUCUCACAUCAACUUUUGAGUUGUUCUUUAUCUGAUAUUGCUUUCUGGUCUCCAGAACAAAAGUCAGUUGUGAAACACAAAUCAAAGGGACGAGUGAAUUGUUGUGCUUGGACAAGUGAUGGUCAAUACUUAGCCAUAGGAUUGGCUACUGGCUAUGUUUACAUUAGAAACAAGAAUGGAGAGGAACAUAUGCGUAUUGAAAGACAAAGCGGAGUUCCUAUAUGGAGUUUGUUGUGGAACCGUGAAUGGGAAAAUUCAACAGACACCCUUUGCAUUGCAGAAUGGAAUGGAACCAUAUCGUUUUAUUCGAUUGCGGGGAAGCCAGUUGGGAAAGAUAGAUCAUUGAACUUCAUUCCCCUUAAAAUGUGCAGCUUUGCUGGAGAUCAGUAUAUUUUAGUUGUGGGAAGUAAUAAGCAAUGCAUAUUAAUGACAUACGAUGGAAUACAGUUAAUCAAUGUUGGUGGUACAUUUUCUUCUUGGGUUUGGAGUUGUGCGACGAAUCCAACAUCUACGCAUAUUGCAUUAGGUUGCCAAGAUGGUACAAUAACGUAUUUACAAUUAUCAUGGAAUGUUGUGCAUGGAUUAUACGGAGACAGAUACGCAUAUAGGAAAAAUAUGACGGAUGUAGUAAUACAAAAUUUAAUUACUGCUCAAAAGGUUCGAAUCAAAUGUAAAGAUCUGGUUUCGCGUAUAGCUGUAUAUAAAAAUAGAUUAGCAGUUCAAUUAUCUGAACGGGUAAUAAUUUAUAAACCAUCCAAUACCAACGAUGAAAUGCAUUACCGUAUAUGUGAAAAAUUAAAUCAAGCGCUGCAUUGUAACUUAUUAGUUGUGACGGCGAAUAAUUUAAUUUUAUGUACAGAAAGAAGGUUACAGAGUUUAUCUUUUAAUGGAAUAAUUGAAAGGGAAUGGAUACUCGACGCUUUAAUUACUUACAUAAAAGUUGUUGGUGGUCCAAUCGGACAGGAAUGUUUAAUUGUAGGUUUAAAUACCGGUUACAUAGUAAAAAUAUAUUUAGACAAUCCCUUCCCAGCGCAUUUAACAAAAAUCGAAGGCUCUGUACGAUGUCUCGAUAUCAGUUCACUGAAAGAAAAACUUGCAGUUGUUAGUGACCAUGGAGUUCUUUAUGUGUACGAUUUGUACACGGAGGAAAAACUUCAAGAGUUCCAAGAUGUGAACAGUGUAGCAUUUAAUAGUAGUUUCGAAGACAUAAUGUGUUUCAUGAGCGGAGAGUGUUUAGUGAUUAAAGUAGGAAAUUUUACUGAAUACAGACAAAAGUGUUCUGGAUUUGUGGUGGGUCACAAUGGAUCGAAGGUUUACUGCUUAAAUGGAUCCUGUAUCGUUACAGUGGAGGUGCCUUUAUCGUUAUUUAUGUAUCAAUACUUGGACAUUGGUCUCUUCUCUCAUGCUUACAAUAUAGCGUGUCUUGGGGUAGCAGAUUCAGACUGGUUCGCUCUUGGUACAUCUGCUUUGGAAAAUUUAGAAUUGAAUACAGCAUACUCCGCCUUUGCUAGAGUGAAAAACUUAAGGUACAUAGAGAUUGUAUCCGAAGUGGAAGAGAAAUUGAAAUCCGGUGAGUGGGGAAGAGAGGCGUGCAUGGCCACUGCUGCAGCAGCAAUGGGAAAGCUGAAGGAAGCUGCGAAACUGUAUCAAAAAGCCGGCUUGCAGCAGUACGCGUUAAGCAUGUAUUCGGAUUUGCGUAUGUUCGAUAUUGCACAAGAAUUUAUUGUUAGUGGGAACAGCCAGGAUCGUACGAUAUUACUCCGCAAAAGAGCAGAAUGGGCGAAAAGUCUUGGGGAACCUCGUGCGGCAGCUGAAACGUUUCUAUCAGCGGGAGAUGUAGAUCGUGCCAUCAAUAUAAUUGCGGAGUAUGGUUGGAUCGAUAUGUUGAUCAAAGUUGGCAGACAACUCGAUAAAUCAGACAGAGACAAUUUGACGAUUAUUGCUAAGAAAUUAAAGAAAUUAGGCGCGACACAUGGUGCUGCCGAAAUUUUUGGUCGCUUGGGAGAUGAUCCUGAUGUUGCGGAUGUCUUGGUAGACGCUCAAGCUUGGCCGGAGGCUUUUGAAUUGGCUGAAAGGAAUCCAAAAUUGAAAGCAAGGAUAUAUGGACCAUACGCCAGGUGGUUGGCAGAAACUGGUCAUUUUUCUGAAGCGCAAGAAGCGUUUCAGAUAGCAGGACAAUCUGAAGAAUCUGUGAUGGUCUUAACAAUGCUAGUGAAAAAUGCAGUUACCGAGAAACGAUUUCGCGACGCUUCUUAUUUUUACUGGCUACUUUCUCAAAUUAGUUUAAAUCUGAACAAAAGCACGGAUGAAUUACAAAGGCUGUUUUUACAGUAUCAUGAAAAGGCCGAUGUUUACUAUGCUUAUCACGAGAUACACAAAUACGUUGAAGAGCCGUUCACGUCGUUAAUGCCGGAGGCUCUUUUCAACAUUUCGCGAUUUCUAUUAACGAAGACUCAGCAUACUCAAAUAGAAGGAAUUUCAAAGUUCACCAUAAUGUAUACCUUACUGAAGCAAGCUUCCUUGCUUGGUGCAAAUAAGUUGACGAUGCAGUUACUUGAAAAGCUACGCAAAACAAAAAUUCCAGCCAGUCAACUUGGCCAAUUGGAAACGUCGAAUUUACUGGCUCGAGCCUCCCCUUACAGGGAUCCUGAAGAGCUUUUACCUCUUUGUUACAAAUGUUCAACUUUUAAUCCUUUAUUGUCGCCGGACCAUCAAGGACAAUGUGUACAGUGUAAAUUAAAAUUUCAGUAUUCCUUUGUAAUGUUCGAGAUUCUGCCCUUAGUCCAAUUUGAAUUGGAGGAAGGUAUUUCAGACGAAGAGGCGGAAAAAUUUAUAAAUGAGUCAUUAUCAUUAUCCGAUAAUACGGUGGAUAACGAUCAACUCACCAUUGCUCCUGAAGUAGACUUGUUUACUGCACGUUUAAUGAAGUAUGAGGAGAAGUCGAGUACUUCUACCAUAAUUGUGGGAAGAAACGUUUUGAAGAGUAUGGAUCCAUGCACUGUAUUAAUCAUAAAAUGGCCGAAACCGUUCAAAACACGUUAUUUUAAAAAUCUAUUGCCCGAUUUACAAAUUACGUUUUGCAAAUCUUGUCUGAAGCUGUUUCAUUUAGAUGAUUACGAACUGGCUUUAUUGCGAUACGGGCAUUGCCCAUUUUGCAGAACAGUAAAUAAAUUUCUCGAUUAA